CACACACACAAAGCAGCUCGAUCAUUCAGUCAGGACACGCUCCUUUUCCUCCUCUUCUUCUCUCAUACCUCAUCAGACCACCUGGAUUGUACCAAAGGGCCAGCUGAGGACGCGCCGCAGCAGAGGAAACGUGUCAGGGAGCAGAGCACAGCAAACAUUCACACUCAGGAUAACGCUGCAUCUGAGCCGACGGGCUGAAGGCACGGCCAGUGGCACUGCAGAGGCAGAGCAGCACAGUGGGCUAAAGCGUCGCUGUGAGAGUACUUCCAGCUCACAUGAGAAGUGAAGUCAUCACUAAAAAAGCCAACUUGUUUGAGCUGAGAGACAGCAAGAGUGGGAAGAGAACUCAAAGGUAGAGGAACAUGCGGUCCCGCAGCAGCAGUCUGGAGGACGUAACCAAGGCCAAGCCGGAGCAGGAAAAAGCGGACUCACGCAAGCGCUCUGUAGAGCGAGAGGUGCCCUCAGGAAGGGCUGAGCGCCGCAGCAGACACCGGGAGCCGCCGGAUGACACCGGCACCAUUCAGCGGAAUCACAAAACGGCCAAGAACAGCACCUGUGCUGGUGGGAAUGGAAAUGGAAGUAGUAAUGGGAGUGGGAGCAGCAGUGCCAGCGGUGCGGCAAAAGGAGCUCGGAAGGAGAAGACCAGGGACCUUUCCCGAGAUGACCUUGUCUUUCUUCUCAGCUUGCUGGAGGGAGAGCUGCAGGCCAGAGAUGAGGUGAUCACGGUUCUGCGGGCAGAGAAAAUGGACUUUGCGCUGCUGGAGGCCAAAUAUGGCUUUGUAACACCGCCGACAGUCCUGCAGUCCCUGCAAAGGGACGCAAUCCAGGGCAAGGCGGACGUCUUCCAAGAGGACAUCUACGAGAAGCCAAUGAUAGAGCUAGACAAGCUAGUAGAGAAGCAGAGGGAGACGCACCGGCGGAUGUUGGAGCAGCUACUGAUGGUGGAGCAGUCGCACAAACAGGCCCUGUUCAAGCUGGAGGACGAGAAAAGGAACCACGGGGAGUUCAUGAAGAAGAGCGAUGAGUUCACCAACCUGCUGGAGCAGGAGCGCGAGAGGUUGAAGCUGUUAAUUGAUCAGGACAAGGCCUACCAGGAAAGAAAGGAAGAGGAGAACGACAAAAAGAUUGAAAGUCUGAAGGAGGAGCUGACAAAACUCAAGUCGUUUGCGUUGAUGGUGGUUGAUGAACAACAGCGUCUCACUGAGCAGCUGAAACAACAAACAGUAAAGUUCCAAGAGCUGAGUGUCACUGCUUCGCAAGCCCAGGAGGAGCUGAGCUCAGCUCAUGCCCGUCUGCAGGAAGAGGAGCAAAAGGUCUUUCGCUUGGAGGCUGAGCUGCAUGACCACUCCGGUCGAUUCCAUCAGGAACAAGAAACCAUGACGGCCAAACUGACCAGCGAGGAUGCACAAAACAGGCAGCUGCGCCAAAAACUGUCAACUCUCAGCAGGCAGCUCGAUGACCUGGAGGAGACCAACAAGACCCUGCGCAGAGCCGAGGAGGAACUGCAGGAGCUGAGAGACAAAAUUAGCCGUGGCGAGUGUGGAAACUCUAGCCUCAUGUCUGAGCUUGAAGAGUUACGUAAAAGGGUACUUGAGAUGGAGGGAAAGGAUGAAGAGUUGAUCAGAAUGGAGGACCACUGCAGGGACCUGAACAAGAAACUGGAGAAAGAGGCCAAUCAAAGCCGGUGCUUGAAGGCUGAAGUCGAUAAACUGAACCACAGAAUUAUGGACUUAGAGAAAUUAGAGGAUGCAUUCAGCAAGAGCAAACAAGAAUGCAACUCUCUCAAAAGUAACCUGGAGAAAGAGAGGACGGUGUCAAAGGUUCUGACCAGUGAGCUGGAAGUCUUGAAAGUCAGGGUCAAAGAACUAGAGGAUGCUGAGAGUCAACUAGGGAAGACAGAGCUGACUCUGAAGGAAGAUCUAACCAAGUUAAAGACUUUGACUGUCAUGCUGGUGGAUGAGAGGAAGGCAAUGGCAGAGAAGCUAAAGCAAAUGGAGAACAAGGUCCACAACAGCACUGGCAAACUUCAGGCUGAACAGGACAAAGUUACCUCAGUCACAGAGAAGCUAAUUGAGGAGAGCAAGAAAGCCUUAAGGUCAAAGGCUGAGCUGGAGGACAAAAUGUGCAGCGCUACAAAGGAAAGGGAUGACUUGAAGGCAAAGUUGAGUGAUGAAGAGGAAAAGAGCAAUGAUUUGGAGUCUAAGAUCAAUAUGAUGAAGAAAAGGUUGCAAUCGCUUGAGAACAUAGAAAGAGAAUACCUGAGAAGCAAAGCUAAAGAGGAGCACGUCAAAUCACCCAUUGCUAACCGCUUCCAACAAGACGAUAACAAAGUAAAGGAUUUGACGCAGGAGGUUGAACGCCUCAGGCGCAAACUAAAAGACAUGAAGGUGGUAGAAGGUGACCUCUUGAAAACAGAAGAGUUUGAGUCACUAGAGAAACGAUUCAACAGUGAACAAGAGAAAGGUAAAACAUUAAUGGAGGAGCUGGAAAUCUCCAGAAAAGAACUCUCAAAGUACCAGCUGGCUGAAAAGAAAGAGUGCAACCAAGAGCAUGUCCUUUAUAAACGCUUAAAGGAAGAGGAGGCUAAGUCUAGUCAUUUGACCAGAGAGGUAGCAGCUCUGAAGGAGAAGAUCCAUGAAUACAUGGGGACAGAGGACUCCAUCUGCCGCAUGAAAACUGACCACUCAACACUCCAAAGAAAACUGACCCAGCAGGAGGUCAGAAACAAAGAGCUGGCCAGAGAAAUGGAGACACUCACCAGAGAGCUUGAGAGAUAUAGACGCUUUAGCAAAAGUCUUCGCCCUGGCAUGAAUGGAAGGCGCUUUUCAGACCUUCAUGUUGCCACCAAGGAAGUUCAGACAGAGCCACAGGACCUAAUGUCUCCCAACUGUUCAAUGACAAUGGCCCCACUGGAGUGUGCUGUGGUGAACGGGAAGCUGUACGACGAGAGCGAACCAGAGGAGAAUGCAAACUACAGCAAUGAGCUUCAGCUCGCCAAAUGCAGCCCCUCACUUAUGAAUAAUGUAAAUAAUCUAAACAAUUUGAGAAGAGCUCGAGUCCCGUUUGUUAAAAACAAAGACACCUCCCUUCAGGUGAACGGUAAAGUGCAACCACGGCAGAAUGGCAACCACGUUCAGCCCGGAGAUGUGGUUUUGACCCACAGCCCUGGACAGCCCCUGCACAUUAAAGUGACUCCUGACCACGGACAUAACACAGCAACGCUAGAGAUCACCAGCCCGACCACAGAAAACACCCAGUCAUUCACCAGCACUGCCGUCAUACCCACAAGUGGAGGUCCACCCAAACAAAGAAUUACUAUCAUCCAGAAUGCUUCCAUAUCCCCUAAUGCUAAAUCCCUCUCCCCACUGACAAAAUCUAAAGGUUCCCCCAUCUCUGACGAGCUGUGUUCACCAGACAGGGCCCUAUCACCUUUCACUAUGGCUUCAUACUCAAGAGCAAUGUCUCCAGACUCGUGUGGCUCUGUAACACCAGACAGAGCCAUUUCCCCCAUACAGAUAGUGUCAGUCACCACAGGCACCCCUGAACGCUCCCUCUCCACGGAGCCAGUGGAGGUUGUUGGAGGGCACGCAGUCUUUCGUGUGACCCCGGAAAGGCAAAGCAACUGGCAGGUCCAGAGGUCCAACAGCUCUGGGCCGAACGUCUUCACCACGGAGGACAACAAAAUCCAUAUUCACUUAGGGAGCCCCUUCAUUCAGAGCAUCAGCACUCCAACGCAAACACUGAGUCCAUGCAACACACCUGGACUCCAGGAGCAAAGGACUCAGGUGCUCGCAAACUGCAGUAAUUCUACUACCAAAGCCACCAGCAAAGUCACAAGUAGCAUCGUGAUUAAGCCCACCUCCACCCAAAUCCAAAGGCCAUCACAAAUUACAGUACCUCUAGAAGCGCUCCGACGACCAGGACCUACGAGAAUCCCCAAACCGAAGGGCUCCUCUUCCCAGAAAGUGACAAACAGCACGGCAGCCAACCUCGGGCUGCAGAGCAAGAGUCAGCAGGCGCCUUGCACACAACCGGCCACGGGGAAAGAGCAGCAUGAACACAUCAACAACAACAACAACCCAAACCUAGUCAACCGCAAGCUGUGAUAUCACCUGGACCUUUUGUUCUUUCAAUCACUUGUUCUUUAGAGGCAAUAGGGUUAGGGUUAGACUAGGCUUACACAACACGGACAUCUCAGCGUUUUGCAUAAAGAGCAUCUAUUGAUAUUAAAAUACAAAGGGUCAAAAGUGCCGCUUUAUUUGUUUGUUGACCUUUUAAGAAUAUAGCUGUUCCACCAAUAAAUACAAUCCCCAUCUGUGGUGCUCUGAAGACAAGCAAUGUCUGUGUCAACGUGUAAUGUGUACACACUAUUAGCUGUAAAUAAAAGCUACCAAAUACUUUAGAAAGUAGUUCCAAUGUCACAGAUUGCUGUGCGGGUGUCCCUGUGGUCAACAUAACUGAAACUGAAGUGUAAUACUAGAACAUGAAGUAUGUUGUGGUGUAUGUCAUGUUGUUCACUGAAAAGGGAUUUCUUCCCUAUUCAUUUUCAGAUCAUGACAGUCGUUUAUUCAUUUCUGUGAAUGGAACACGUGGAUCUUUUUUAGACAAGUGGCAAUAAUGUACAUAAGUGUAAUCGUGAUGUGAUGUAAUGCAGCUCCUGGCUAGUGAUGAUCUCCACAAUGUGACAUUUGUGUUAUAUUUGGUUAUCAAUAAAGCUUUUUUAUACCUGGACAAGAGAAAUGUUUCUGA
Eleginops maclovinus (Patagonian blennie) is the source of this 4749-nucleotide messenger RNA. RefSeq names its product filamin A interacting protein 1-like (gene filip1l). The record is from RefSeq and is a predicted model, not a curated record. The transcript has 7 exons. Lineage: Eukaryota; Metazoa; Chordata; Actinopteri; Perciformes; Eleginopidae. The coding region runs from base 363 to 4106 and encodes 1247 amino acids.